Molecule: messenger RNA, 2579 nt
Organism: Fomitiporia mediterranea MF3/22
Lineage: Eukaryota; Fungi; Basidiomycota; Agaricomycetes; Hymenochaetales; Hymenochaetaceae
Product: P-loop containing nucleoside triphosphate hydrolase protein
Exons: 4
Coding region: 1-2553 (850 amino acids)
Biological process (GO): ribosome disassembly; mitochondrial translation
Cellular component (GO): mitochondrion
Molecular function (GO): GTPase activity; GTP binding
Source: RefSeq, a predicted model, not a curated record
AUGCUAUGGCAGUCUAGUUCAUGUCAGAGAGUACUACAGCAUCCAAGCAUCAUCCGUAAAUUUGCGGCUGCAAAUGUAAUCCAACGAUGUUGGACACCUCAACACGUUAGACCUGCAUCUACAAGGGCAAAAACUCAGACAAAACCAGAUGGUCCUGAAAAGAUACGCAAUCUUGCUGUCGUAGCACACAUUGACUCGGGUAAGACAACCUUGACCGAAUCAAUCCUUGCGCGAUCGGGCUUCCUAUCUGCACCAGGCACAGUCGACACCGCGUCUACAACUACGGACUUUCUUCCAGCGGAGAGAGAGCGCGGAAUAACGAUUCAAUCUGCAAGCAUCCCUGUCGCUUGGAAAGGAUGGACGUAUAACCUCAUCGACACGCCAGGACAUCCCGAUUUUGGGAUGGAAGUUGAGAGCGCUAGUCGCGUUGUCGACGGUGCAGUUGUGCUUAUAGACGCAGUUGAGGGUGUGGAAGCCCAGACUCAAGGAGUUUGGAGACAGCUUGAUAGAUAUAGUGUUCCGUCCCGUAUAGUCUUUCUUAACAAGAUGGAUCGUACUGGAGCAUCCUUCCGCGCAUCCAUGCGCUCUCUGCUCAACUAUCGAUUACAUCCAACACCUAUGGCAAUCACGCUGCCUGUCGCGUCCUUCAAUCCACACACUUACGCAACUGCAGAGCCAGGUAUUCAAGGCAUUAUUGAUCUCGUCCGCUGGGAACUCUGGAAGUGGGAUGAAUGCGACCCAACGAAUUUCGAGACUCCAUCAUUCAAAGUAAUUCCACUCCCCACAAAAGCUGAACAACUUAAGGACGGCAUACUCUUCCCCAAAGACCAUCCCCUGACCAAAGAACUAAUCCCCGCACGAACGGCACUCUUGGAAAAUCUUUCAAUGUUCUCCGAGGAGCUCAUGAACAAACUACUCGAGCUCCCCGCAGAUCCGUCAGCGUACCUUUCAAUCGAAGCGAAGAGCAUCGUCUCGGCGCUACGUUCUGCAACGUUGCGUAAUGAAGUUCUUCCCGUUUUGUGUGGCUCAGCUAUGAAGCAUAUUGGGACGGACUUAGUAUUGGACUAUGCUGGUCUUCUUUUAGCCAGUCCCUUGGAUAUUCCUGGAUCUGUGUCGUUGCAGAAGUCCGCGGAUGUCCAAAUGCUGGCGUGGAAAGUCUCCUGGGACAGAAGAAAAGGGUGGAUGACUUUCGUAAGGGUCUAUUCUGGUGCCCUUACAAGACAGACCGUUCUGUUCAAUGUGAAUCGCAGCCAAAAGGAGCGGAUCUCCAAGCUUCUUCUCUUGUACGCAUCUCAACCUGAAGAAGUAGAGACUCUCACUUUUGGUUCCGUCGGAGUCAUUCUUGGACUCAAGCAUACCCGCACAGGGGAUAUGUUGGUAUCCGCCAGUUCUCAUGCCUCUUCGCGCGUGAAGAAAAAGGAGGAGGAAGAGACGAACUUCGAUGUAUUACGUGACAUUACGCCACCACCAGCCGUGAUGUCCGCAAGCAUCAUUCCUGAGACGAAUUCCGACUUACAACCUGUACAAGAUGCACUUAUGGCUCUCUCACGCACAGAUCCAUCCGCGCGAGUCGAGACCCUUGAUGGACAGUUGCUCGUUCACGGAUUAGGAGCUUUACAUCUCGAGAUCAUCGAAGGCCGGUUGAGAGACGAGUGGGGUGUCGCUUUUGAAUCUGGUCAACGGCGCGUCACGUACCGCGAAACAUUCCGCGACAGAGAGGAGCAACAUGUCAACGAAGACUGGAGUACAGAACUGCAUGGCCGAUCCGUUUCCGUACACAUGGAGCUUGAUAUUCGUGCGCUCGCCCCUGAUGAGGAAGGUGACCCGCACUGGGAUGGGAACGUCGUGCUCACGAAGAAUGGUCGUCCUCUUCGCGCACCGCCAACAGAAGGAAGUCUCAGUUCGAUAGACGCACAUAACCCUUUAACGCACGUUGCACAGGGUCUUGCAAGUGCCUUACUGACUUCUCCAUUUUGUGCCUUCCCAGUUUCACGUACGCGCAUCCUAGUACGACAAUUCGGUUUGACACCACCCGAUGUAUCUGUGAACCUACUCGCCGGCGGAGCUAGCAUGGCUUUGCGUCGUGGUCUGCGGCGUGCGGGACCAGGUCGUAUCAUGGAACCAUAUACACGAGUCACAAUUACAGUCGGCGAAGAUCACCUCGGUCGAGUCGUGAAAGAACUAACUGAGCGAGGUGGUGAGAUUGUAGAUCUCGGGGAGCAGAUGUCAACAUCUAGCGAUGGAGAAGAAAGUAUCCCUUAUCCAGAAGACGGCGUAUAUUUACCUCCGGAGUGGAUGUCACCCUCGGCUUUCUCAGCAUCAAAAGCUGGUCGUUCGGGUUUUAACAUGAAGAGAACUAUUCACGCAAUCACUCCCCUCAGUCAAAUGCUUGACUUUAAUAACCGGCUACGCUCCCUUACAGGUGGACAUGGAACGUUCGAAAUGACUAAUGCUGGAUUCCGAGUGGUUAGCGAAGCCAGGGCAUCAGAAAUCCUCACAGAGAUCGGACGGAUGAGCCCAGAGUCGGCCCCACAGGGAUUACAUAGAAACUAAGAGUAUAGUACGCGUGUUUAAUUUCC